Molecule: messenger RNA, 1061 nt
Organism: Photinus pyralis (common eastern firefly)
Lineage: Eukaryota; Metazoa; Arthropoda; Insecta; Coleoptera; Lampyridae
Exons: 7
Coding region: 24-1061 (345 amino acids)
Source: RefSeq, a predicted model, not a curated record
AAUUCGAGUGCUUUUAGCCAAUUAUGUCAGUAAAAACUGUAAAGAGACCCCGAACUACAAAAUCGCUAUUUAGUAUUUACGUGGAGUACCUUGAGAGGAAUUCUGUGUUAAGAACGGGAAAACUUUCCCCCAAUUUAGGCGCUGAAGAUGUUCAGAACUUGUGGGUGAAAUUAUCGCAGGCCUUAAAUGCCUGUGGAGAUGGGCCGACAAGAGAUUCGGAUGGAUGGAAGAAGGUCUUCACCGAGUGGAAGUCCCAAGUAAGGAAAAAGGCACGUGAAAAUAAGGUCCUAAAUGAGUUGGAGCUGCGUUUAUUAAAAGCAACUGGCACAGUAGUGGUAGAUGGUAUUUCUGAAAUACCAGAGUUAGGAAUUAAUGAGGUCGACUUUGUUCAAGCGGUUGACGGUGUUGAAUUAGAAUUGGCAGACCAUGUAGAGCAAAGCAUACAAAUUGUAGAGGAAGAAAAUGCUUUUAAUGAUAUUCACAAGGAUACUCAUUUAGAGCAAGGUAUUGAAAAGCCCGAAGAUUAUGUGCAAAGCGAGGUAGGAAGAAAGUCGAUUAAGAAGAAAAAAAAAAAUUCAACACAAAUCCUGUUAGAGGAGUAUCAACGUCAACAAGAAGUGCACCAGGAAGGAUUGCAAAAGGUUGCUGCUUCACUACAAUCAAUAGCUAAUGCUCGAAAACGUUGUGCAAAAACAGCAUCAGAACAAUAUCAGUUGUAUGUCGACUAUUUACUUCGAAAUAAAACGAAUAAACCCAAUGCAGACUUAGAUUUUUGUAAAUUAUGCCAACUAUUAAACACAGGAAAUGGCCCUUCACGAAAUGAAAAGGAAUGGAAACAGGUAUUUGCGGAAUGGACUUCAAAAACAAAAAGAAAAGCAAGAGACAUAUAUGUCCAUCAACAAAUGACUGGUGGUGGACCUCCGAUAAAUACGUUUUUAACCGACUUAGAAGAAAAGUUACUGUCCGUUAUAAAUAUCAUAGCCGUGUAUGGUAUGAACGUUCCUGAGCUUGGUCUAACAAAAUUUGGACAAAAACAAACUUUUCUUAAAACACCUACGUGA